CAUGGAGAACAAACUUGGCGAUAUCUGCUUUUCACUACGUUACGUUCCAACGGCUGGAAAGUUGACAGUUGUCAUUUUAGAAGCUAAAAAUCUCAAGAAAAUGGAUGUUGGUGGCCUAUCUGAUCCUUACGUCAAACUGUCGCUUAUGAUGAAUGGAAAGAGAAUUAAAAAGAAGAAGACGACCAUUAAGAAAUGCACAUUGAAUCCUUACUAUAAUGAAUCCUUCACUUUCGAAGUGCCAUUCGAACAAAUCCAGAAAGUGACGCUUAUCAUUACGGUCGUUGAUUACGAUCGUAUAGGAACGUCCGAACCAAUCGGAAGGAUUGUUUUAGGAUGUACCGCAACUGGAGCUGAACUACGCCACUGGAGCGAUAUGUUAGCUAAUCCUCGUCGACCUAUUGCCCAAUGGCAUACUCUACAAGAGAUGCCAGAAAAAAGUUAA
Molecule: messenger RNA, 442 nt
Organism: Dimorphilus gyrociliatus
Lineage: Eukaryota; Metazoa; Annelida; Polychaeta; Dinophilidae
Source: the annotation of a GenBank genome assembly